ACAUUUCCAGCGAAGUAGAGUACACAUAUUGUUUUGCAGUAGAAGAUAGGUAGAGUAUAUCAAUUGCCUGAAAUGUUAUGAAAAUGUCGGAAAAGCUCAUCAGCGCAAAGGAAGUCGAAAAGCACACGACAAGCGACAGUUGCUGGGUUGUGCUGUACGGUAACGUCUAUGACGUGACCAAAUUUCUCCCCGAGCACCCGGGGGGCUCCAAAAUCAUCCUACAACUCGCCGGCCGCGAUGCUACGGAGGAAUACGACCCCAUACAUCCUCCGGGCACACUAGAGGAAAACCUGAAGCCCGAGGCUAAGCUGGGCCGCAUCGAUCCCCAGACCAUAGCUAAGACUAGCGGGCCGGAAACUAAAGAGGAGAAGGAGGAGGAAGGCCCGCCGCCGAUGGAGAGCUUGCUCAAUUUGAACGAGAUCGAGGAGGUCGCCACGAAACGCAUGCCCGAGAAGGCGUGGGCGUACUACUACUCGGCGAGCGACGACCAGAUCACCAAGUCGUUCAACAACGCCGUGUACAAGGAGAUCCUGCUGCGGCCGCGCGUCUUCGUCGACUGCACGAACUGCGACACGUCGACGUCGCUGCUGGGCCACAGGGUCGGCCUCCCGAUCUUCGUGGCGCCGGCGGCCAUGGCGCGGCUCGGACACCCGGACGGCGAGGCCGGGAUCGCACGCGCGUGCGCAAGGUUCGGCGCGCUCCAGGUCAUCUCGAACAACGCCAGCAUGACGCCCGAGCAGGUCGUCGCGGACGCGGCGCCGGGCCAGGUCUUCGGAUGGCAGCUGUACGUGCAGAACGACCGGGCGAGAAGCGAGGCGAUGCUCGCGCGCGUCAACAGGAUGCGCGACAGGUUCAAGUUCGUCGUUCUCACGCUCGACGCGCCGGCCCCCGGCAAGCGCGAGCUCGACGAGAAGCAGAACUUCAAGAACGCGACGAAAGUCGCGUCGGGCGUGAAGACGGACGACGAGCCGAGCAGGCCUGGGGGUGGGGGAGUCGGGCAGCAGCUUUUCUUCGGCACGGCGUCCGAUCUCACGUGGAAGGUCACGCUGCCGUGGUUAGCAAAACACACGGACCUGCCGAUCGUGCUGAAGGGCGUGCAUACGCACGAGGACGCGUUCCUGGCGGCGCGCCACGCGCCCCAGGUUAAGGCUGUUAUCUUGUCGAAUCACGGCGGCAGGGCGCUGGAUACGGCGUCCCCGCCCGUGUAUACGCUUCUCGAGAUCAGGAAGUAUUGCCCCGAGGUCUUUGAUAAGAUCGAGGUCUGGGUCGACGGCGGGAUUAAGAGGGGGACGGAUGUGGUGAAGGCGCUGGCGCUGGGGGCUAGGGCUGUGGGUGUUGGACGGGCGGCGUUGUUUGGGCUCGGGGCUGGUGGGCAGGCGGGCGUGGAGAGGACUUUGGAGAUCCUGAAGGCGGAGACGGAGACGUGUAUGAGGUUACUGGGCGUGCAGAACGUGAGCGAGUUGGGACCGAGACAUAUCAACACCAGCAAAGUAGAGAGGGAUAUAUUCAAUGGUGGUGCGGGGCUGGAGACUUUUGGACUGUGGGAUAAGGUCAAGUCCAAGCUAUGAGUUACGAUGGCCAUAUGGGGUAUAGAUAGGAUAGGUAUUUGAUUGUAUGAUUUAUAGUAGCAUUUGAUAUAACUAGAACAGCGAAAUAAUGAUCUUAUUUUGGAUAA
Molecule: messenger RNA, 1675 nt
Organism: Annulohypoxylon truncatum
Lineage: Eukaryota; Fungi; Ascomycota; Sordariomycetes; Xylariales; Hypoxylaceae
Product: FMN-dependent dehydrogenase-domain-containing protein
Exons: 4
Coding region: 78-1568 (496 amino acids)
Molecular function (GO): heme binding; oxidoreductase activity
Source: RefSeq, a predicted model, not a curated record